Molecule: messenger RNA, 7893 nt
Organism: Chiloscyllium plagiosum (whitespotted bambooshark)
Lineage: Eukaryota; Metazoa; Chordata; Chondrichthyes; Orectolobiformes; Hemiscylliidae
Source: RefSeq, a predicted model, not a curated record
UUUAUUAAGUUCCAUGUGUUACAAAUGAAAUCAACUGACCGAGCCGGAUUAACCUGAUAAGCUUAAAAUCUUAUUCUUAGAAGCAAGGCAGGUGAUGCAUUUAAUCCAAAGGCUCUGUGUCGCGAAGCUGGUGAACAAGGGGUUGGGAACUUUCAGCACAUCAAAAUAAAGAUAGAGACCCCUGAAUCAGCCUGGUCACUGGAAUGGUUUUAUUAUAUGUUUUAAAGAAGGACCGAAGUCUCGAAGAUCUGUCAAAUUCCAAACUUUCAGCGGCCGUGAAUGAUGAUUGAAGUCAAACCAAGCAAGAGCAUCUGGAGGUGACAGGACGAGCUGCUGCAUAGUGCUGACAUUUCUGUGCCGAUCGGUAUGAGGUUGUCGCUUUGAAAGCAGCAAUGGGGUGUGCGCCGUCUCACAGUGAAAUAAUCCAACACCUCGCAAAAAACACCUUGAGGCCUCUGAAGAAAUCCACAGCGCAAGGAUCGGCAGAUAGGACACACACUGAGACCCAAACCCACUCGGUCAGUGGAGGGUCAGGCAACUCUGACAGCGACUCCUUUGAGAAUGGUCAGGAAAAUGCCAUCCAGCUGAGAGGUGAAGAGGACCAGCAUAACACAGAAAGGAGCUAUUGCCAGAAGCUGCCUGACUUGGCAGUGCCUGCUCGAACACCCAAACUUUACAAUGAAGAAACAAAGAGAGAAGAAUUGGCAGCUGGUACCAAGGUGGCUGUGUCAGAGGUUACAGUUUCGCAGAAGUAUGUACCUUGGGAAUUUGCUGAACAGAAACAGCACCCACAAAGCGAUAGCAACUCAGCUCAGCAACCCAGGAGAAGCAGGAAACAAAAAUGUCGUCAGACCCCCACGCAGGUCAGGAGAACCAAACAGAGGGAAAAGAGUCGUUCUCGAUCAGUGGACGAAGAGAAAGUAGAUUUUCCCACCUCCAUGGUUAAUGCCCACCAAGCCGUGUAUGCUUACCUUAACCCCAGCCUUUCCAAAUACGAUGCAGUUUUGCGUUUAAUUGAGCAAGCCGCACAGACUCAACUAAUCCUCCAGCAGAUGGUGAGCUUCUUGACACUGCGCUUCGAGGAGGUAAACUGCAUCCUACAGGAAAUAGCUGGUGAAGGUGAGAGGCUAGUGAAGGAUGUUGGAGCACAGCUUGCGUGGCCUGCUGGAAUAGGAGCCCCACAAGAACAACCCGAUCUCCUGCAACAACUGCUGUUGUACACUGUCAACAAGAUGCAGGCAACCAAUGGGACAGUGACCUCCCUGACGACCUCAGCCCUGCAGGAAGCAUGCACAUACCUGCAUUCAGCCAAGGACACUUUACAGAACAAAUUAAUGGUAAAACAGGGAGUGGAUGAGCGGCUGCAAAAAAUGAUAGUUCAAUUGGAGGCCUGCGCACGGCAACAACCUCACAGCAAACCCAGGGACCAAGCCCUUCAUUCAGAGGAUAGUGGCAUUGGAGGAGAGACUGAUUCCAUGAAAGAAUACUGGAACCCUGAGAAAUGUGGACGGUGUACAAGUUCAGAUUCCAAUGCACAUCUCUUAAGCAGAGAUUCUCAUCCGCACCCUUCACGUAUACAAGAAACCCUUUCUCACAUAACAGUCUGUACUUCAAAAUCAUAUGAUACUGCUGUUGAUCAUCAAUUAAAAGGCACCUUUUACUCGACUCAUGAGGAGAAAGUAUCAUCCUCUGCGUCAGUCAGUACAUCUCAAUAUGCACAAAUCCAGAAUAGAUCAUUCAGCUCUUUUGAGUCACUAAUGAGCACUGAUUGUGAGGCCUUUAUUCGGACAGAGUCAAUGGAUUUCUGCUCCCUGGGUGAAGAUGAAGAAGAAGAAACUAUUUCAGACAUAAUUGUCAAUGGGACACCCCAGCGGCCCUGGUCAUCCCCUCCAGAAAGUGAAGCUGUGUGGUCUAUUCCAAAAAGGAUGGACAUUCCAGAGAAUGAAGAAAUGACCAUUAAGAUGAAAGAUGCCAUUAGUGGCAAAAUCCAGUUCGUCCCAAUCAACCCGGGGUCAAACGCUUGGUCAGAUGAAGAGGGCAAAUUGCGUCCAGUCAGACCAAGUACUGCCAAGGGUGGCAAAACUCGUGUUGUCAAAAAGCGGCGAUCAAAGUCCGCUGAGUCACUAAAAAGCAAGGCAGAGGACCCAACCCUGCUGGAGCUUCAGAGAACCCAAAAGGAUCUGAGCAGGCGGCUGGAGAAGAUGCUGCAGCCCAAAAGUGAAAACAGCAAGGGAGGCUUUGAACAGAGGAAGAUGCUAGCAAUGCCAAAGCUGCCAACCAGUCUGCCUGGCACAGGCCAGACAGUGCCUAGCAACAAGCUGAAAGCCUCCCUCCACAGCAACUUUAGUAUUCUGCCCAGUCAAGAGAAAAUGCACCUCAGGAAAAUCCCUGCUGGGUCAUGCUACCAGACCCAGACCCAAAACCAAAUUGAUACUCAAAUCCAGGCGCUGCAGACACAGAAUCAGAACCACACCCAGGCCCAGACCCAAGACCAAAUCCAGAACCAUGCCCACAUGCAGUCUGAGGACCAAGCUCAGGAUCAGAGCCAGGAGUCCCAGACCCAGACCCAGACUGGGGCUCAGGUUCUUGCUGAAGAAAAGCAAGUGAUGUCCUGUCCUACUGCCAUUCGCAAGCAGCGGACAGGGGUGCAGGGACUGAUCACCACAUUCAGCCAGAGAAGUGCUGGCCUAACAACCAGAGAUGCCCCUCUCCCUCCCCCGACUCUCGACCUGGAAACACGCAGUCGGGUGGCCGGGUUGGGACCAGCCCCGGCCCCAGCAGGAACCAGUGGGAGAGGUCCCGUCACCAGCAGUUCCCACAAGCUGCAGGCUGGCGACCAACCCUGGCCACAAUACAAAAUCAUUAACCUCCGCUACGCUGGGGCCUUUUGCAGCCCUCAGGAAAAUGGAACGACCGAGCGCCCUCCCAAGGCCAGCAGACCAGGGCCCUCGACCGAGAGAGAGGCCGAGGCCAAUUCAUCCAUCGAUGAAGCAGCGGCUCCAGCCAAACUCUCCCAACACUUCUCCACCUUCCAAUCCUGUCGAGCCGAAGCGGGAAGCCCAGCUCCCAGUCCUUCACCCCCCGACUCGAAGAAGGCCUUCCUCACCACCACCCUGCCAUCCCGAAAUCUCUACCUACCGGUGGGUUACACCACACCCUCUGCUUCCAGAAAGAGAUGGCCAAAUAUGAUCUGGGGCUCCGAACAGCCGAACCUACCCGCCACUCAGGACGAACUGAGCUCCCCGGUUAGCCCUCCUCCAGUGUCCGUUAAACCGCCCGGCCUCGCAACAGGCAUUCUCCCAUCCAGCCUCACGACGGGCACUCUCCCGCCCAGACACCCGGUCCAUCAUCAACUGCCGAGUCCCCCGGUCCAUCGUCAAACUCCGAAUCCCCCGGUCCAUCGCCAACUGCCCAGUCCCCCGGUCCAUCGUCAAACUCCGAGUCCCCCGGUCCAUCGCCAACCGCCCAGUCCCCCGGUCCAUCGCCAACCGCCGAGUCCCCCGGUCCAUCGUCAAACUCCGAGUCCCCCGGUCCAUCACCAACCGCCCAGUCCCCCGGUCCAUCGUCAACUGCCCAGUCCCCCGGUCCAUCGCCAACCGCCGAGUCCUCUGGUCCAUCGCCAACUGCCCAGUCCCCCGGUCCAUUGUCAACCGCCCGAGUCCUCGGUCCAUCGUCAACCACCCAGUCCCCCGGUCCAUCGUCAACUGCCCAGUCCCCCGGUCCAUCGUCAAAUCCCAAGUCCCCCAGUCCAUCGCCAACUGCCCAGUCCCCCGACAGCGAUCAACAGCGUUCCUCUGCAAAAAAGACCCCUUGACCGCACCGAGAAACCUGGAUCCAACGCCUCAUCCAUCUUCUGCCCGCUCUCCGACUCUAUUUUUGAAUCCCAGCCGCCUUCUCCACUAGUGGACAGAGUGAAUACAGCAGCUCAACUGCAAAGCAUCAUUUCGGGGGACAUCAGCCCACUCACAUCUAGAGUUGCAUGGAAGAACAACUUCACAGUCAGGCAACCGAGCGACAGGCCGAGAAGGUUGACCUUGAGUGGUGUCCACCCACAACCUUUUGUCAAGAAGAAUCACCUUCUUGACUUUAAAUCUGGUAUUCAGAACCGACUCUCUGCAACUAGUUCAGCUACAAGUGAACCCACUCUACACAGCAUUGGUUUAGAUGGGAACUUUGAGAAAGAUGAUGAUCCAAGGACAAGGCAUUGUGUGUCAGAGAUGAGAGGGGCUAGCCGUUCGAUCUCCCACCCAGAACUGUGUAUCGUUGGCCAGGGGCUUCAAUGAGCCUUCCAGACAUAACAAUGUGCGAUUUCCAAUACUCCCUGUCCAGGAUGACCUCAGAUUAUCUGGUUUUAUAGUAGCGUGACAAAAUAAUCCUAUCUGGCAUGUACUUAGGGAAGUUGACCUAUUUAAAAUAAUAUGCACAACAUAUGGGAAAAGUGUGUACAUGUUUUAUCUUCUCAAGUGGGACUGGAUGACUGUGAAAUUUUGUGAAAUUCUUCAUUCACCUGUAUGAGAACUUCCUUGGAAUAGAAUUGAAAUGAAACAAAUGGAAUGAAAAUCAUCUGCUGGAGAUUGAAGAGACUUUUAUUAGUCCCACUCGAGCUCAACAAUCUUCAGCAUUGGUACAAAGAAAUAAAAAAUUAUGAGGAUUAAUUUAAGUAUAAGUAAACAUUUGUCGUAGAAUUUCCCUGAAAAUUGAACAAAUUGGGAACCUUUAGUUUGUGAAGGAUCCCAAAAUGCGAAACCUUACCAGUGAGAAUGAGUCAUCCACUGACUGUUUCUUACAGACACAAAGUCCUGGAAAAACAAUCUGGUGACAAGUUUCAUGAUCCACUGUUCUUUCCAAUGACCCAAACAAUUUUCUUGUCAGCCUCUUGUAUUGUCUGUAAUGAAACAAUGAAGGAGUACAAUUGGUACGAUUGGAGAGCUGGACAGAUAGGUUGAGCCCUCCAACCUUUUUGAUGCAGAGCAUUUAAAGAUUUCCUCAUUAUUAGCCAAUUUCAUUAAGGAUCACAGAUUUUCCUUGCUUUUUCCCAUUCUCUGUGACAAACGUCCUUGGUUUCCAUGUGGUUGUCAAGCCUUCAUUUGGAAUUGAAAUGAAGCAUUGAUGAAUGUAGAAACAAAAACCCUAUUGAAUAAUCAAUAUCUUAUCACAGUAAACUCAAGCUUUUUCCUUGGCGUUUAAGAGUGCUGGUUUAAUUAGCUCUAAUUUGGCAGAAUGAUUUGAUAAAUCUGUUUGAUUCCUCUAUCAAAAUCUGCUUUCAACAGAGAGCAUACAAAAUCUGUAGGAAGUGGGGGUGUGAGGUGGGGAGGGGAUGGGGACUAGAACAAGUUAACUGGUAUCACCUACAGAAUCAGCAUAAGUGAAGGCCAAGAGCCACCAUACAGGAUACCACCAUGGGUAUAGAGUGUAAAGGCAAAAAUAUGUUGCAGUGAAAAAUUUAAAUGAAUAUUUAACCUGUCUCUAUUUUGCAUUAUGUCCUUUAAGAAAACAAAAUCUCCAUCCUGUUAAAUACAUACUGGAGAAGGAAGAAUAUUUAGGACUGUUGGAGAAGAGUAGUGAAUGGGACUAAGAUCUGACAAUAGGAACAAUGGCUAAAGAUAAAUGAAAUCACACAAUGCAGCAGGCUAUGAUUUUUCCUUUCUCAUAAAAUAAAAUCAAGAAUUUUGUGAAUGAUUGAGUCAAACAGAAGUUGCCUCUCUCUCUGCCCCAGAACAAACUGUGACCUCCAGAAUAGGCAAUUGAUUAAAACUGGGAUCUGAUUCACCUCAGCCAAAAUCAUAUUUGUCCACUACAACACAUAUAGUUGCAGAAUUAGGUGCGAGCAUUUGAAAGAUCAACAAUCUGCCCAAAUAAUGGUUAAUUAAUGAAAGAGUGUCUGGCAUAGAAACCCAAGUGCAGGAAAUUAUAGAAGAGCCUUUCCUGCUCUUACUUGAAAAACCACCCACAAAUAAGAUUAUACAAAAUAGUAAGCAUUUCAGGUAAUUUCUUGUCAUCAAAUUUGGAUUAAACUCCAGUAGAAAGGCUUGCUUGACUUUCAUGAGUUGUCUGGAAAACCAUAAGACAUAGGAACAGAAGUGGGUCACUCAAACCAUCAAGUCUGCUCUGCAAUUCAAUGAAAUCACAGCUAAUUUGAUAGUCCUGAACUCCACUUUCCUACCUAACCCUCAAUUCCCUUACUAGUUAACAAUCUGAUAAAGAUUUCCACAUAUUCACUACCCUCAGAUAAGAAACUCAGUCUUAAACGGGAAGCCCUUUGUACUGAGAUUAUGCCUUCCAGUCUUAGACUCUCCCACAUCUCUCCUGAAUGGUUUUGUGAGAAUCUUGUAUGUUUCAAUAAGGUCACCUGUCAUUCUUCUAUAUUAGAAACAAGGCCCAUUAUUGCCGAUAAUAUGUAACAUUUGAAAACUAAGAAUUAAUGGGUACAAAUUUUAAGGUGCUAAAGUGUUACAUACCUCAUUGAAAUGGCCCUUAACUACUAACUACACAUCAAGUGUUUUAGAGUCUCCAGAUGAAAUGUAAAAAUAUAGUUUAGCAUUUAAAAGUAGGAUGUUUUCAAAACAGAUAAUAUUGUGUUAUUUAAUACCAACACAUGAAACACUGUACUGUGCAAUAUUUAUUUUAAAAGGAAAAUAUAGAUUGUUCUCCACAGACAAAAAUCAUUUGUAGCUGCUUGCUGGCUUUCUCGAGUGCUAAUGCAACAUAUGUUUGGUUAAUGUAACUUUGUGCAAUUGUAUAAACCAGGUGAUAUAUGAAAAAUGUAAAAUUAUCUAUUCACUAUUUAUUGAGGUCGACUCAGCAGAAGUUCUGCUUGUGUUAUUUUAAUUGGUUUAAGGAAUGAGUUAAACAAAUAAUUCAAAUAUCAAACAGUAGAAAUUUCAUCCAGACCUUGUUAAACAACAUCUACACAGAAGUAUCCCAACACUGUUACCUUUGUAAAUUCACUCACAAUUUACGUAGUUUUAUCAGGGUCCUUGGACCAAAAAUAGGCAUUAGUUUAAAAUUGGAUGGAACGUUGAGUAUUGUCAGUGACUUAUCCUGAGUUCCAUGAAAUACGGGCAUGACCUUUUGUAUUUGCUGAUCAAGAGGGUUGUAAACUAAGGAGUAUAAUGGUCAGAUUGUAAGAACACAUGUAGGGAAUAAAUGAUAAAUUGGGCUACUAGGUUUCUUACAUCACAUGACAGCAUUUUAAAAACACUGACUCAGGGUUCAUGUGGCACAGUGAGAAUGUCAUUUCCUCUAGCCUAGAAGCCCCACCUGCUCAGAAGUGUUGUAACACAUCUGAACAGAUUGACUAGAAAUAUCCAAACCACACUGGUUGCCUCAUGAGACCUCAUGAGAUUGUGAUUGGAGUGAUAUAAAUUGCAUGCACACAGCCCACAGGUGAUGAUGAGACAGAAUUACAUUUCAGACAUACAGAAAUACUUUUAAGCAAUAAGAAAACAAGCCAUUUGGCCUCAACCUGGAAACAGUUCUUCAUUAAUUUACCUUUUUCUCAUUUACCUUCAUCCUCUACAUUUAUAAUCUCAUAUCCAAUGCAGGAAAAGGUUUUUGCCUCAAACCAUGAACAUGGAAGUUAAAUCCAUAACCCUACAAUUCUUCUGCCUUCAGUCAUAUAUUUACUCUUAGAACUUAAGGUUCAUUUCAAAUCAGGAACUCCUGGAAACUGUCAACUUCUAUGCUCCAUGUCCGAUAAUUUGAUAUUUUUAACCAUUCUUUCAUGUUAAUCAUUACAUUGUUUGUUUAACCAGAAGAACAAAAUAAAAUAUUUAAAAGGUACACCUCAAUCAUAAUCAUUUAUUUACAAUAACAUAAGAUAGUAGUGCACAAAUGACAAUUUUAGUCUGCAAAGUUACAAGUUGCUAUUAGUUACAGCUUUUUCUAUAAAGC